This is a messenger RNA of Centruroides sculpturatus (bark scorpion), 2060 nucleotides long. Its product is annotated as CDP-diacylglycerol--glycerol-3-phosphate 3-phosphatidyltransferase, mitochondrial-like. Gene Ontology annotation, cellular component: mitochondrion. Bases 266 to 871 code for a protein of 201 amino acids. Gene Ontology annotation, molecular function: CDP-diacylglycerol-glycerol-3-phosphate 3-phosphatidyltransferase activity. Lineage: Eukaryota; Metazoa; Arthropoda; Arachnida; Scorpiones; Buthidae. Gene Ontology annotation, biological process: cardiolipin biosynthetic process. The transcript is spliced from 4 exons. The record is from RefSeq and is a predicted model, not a curated record.
GUACGAUUUUAUAAACAAGUCUUGUGAAUUAUACUUCCUAUUAAUUAAACAUUAAUUAAGUCAUUAAUGAAGUUUAUAUUUUUUUUCUGUUAUAGGUGAUAAAGAUCUUUUCAUUGAAAAAGCAAGCCAGAAAUUGGAAAAAUUUACAACACCAAAUUAUAAACCAAAACCUUUAUUAGAAUGUAAUGGUGCUAUAGGUGAUACACCAAAUGAAACAUUUAAAGAUCAAAGUGAAAUUGAUACUUGGAUAUAUCCCCUGUUACAAAUGCAUCCUUUGAAAAUAACUCAAGAUGAGAAUAUAACACAAUUGAUAUUAAUGAAAGCCACUCCAAAUUCUACUAUUAAGUUAGCAUCUGGUUACUUUAAUUUGACUGAUCAAUACAUGGAUAUCAUUAUUCAAGGUUCAUUAGCUAAUUAUGAUAUUUUAAUGGCAUCACCUCAGGUAAAUGGAUUUUAUGGAGCAUCAGGUGUAGCUGGUUCUAUUCCAUCAGCAUACACUUACAUAGCAAAAAAAUUUUAUGAGAGAUUACAAAGACAGAAAGAAGAAACAAGAAUAAAAUUAAUGGAAUACUACAAAGACAAAUGGACUUUCCAUGUAAAAGGAUUAUGGUAUUAUCUUCCCGGUGAAAAAUUACCAUCUCUAUCUCUAAUUGGAUCACCAAAUUUUGGUUACAGAUCUGUAUAUAGAGAUUUAGAGGCUCAAGUAGCUAUUGUUACAAACAGUACUAAAUUACAGGAAGAAUUACAUUUUGAACAGCAAAGAUUGUAUGACCUUUCAAAGACAGUUAAUGAAGAAACAUUUCAGCAAGCAGAUAGAUAUGUGCCUCUUUGGACAAAAUUAGUUACAAUGGUUGUGAAAACAUAUUUUUAAUAUAAGUUAUUGUUUCGGAAUGUUUUAUGCAUUAACGUUUGAAAAAUAAUUUCAAAGAAUCUUAAAAUUCAAGUUUAUCAAUCUCUGUUUGAAUUAUUUGUCUUCCACAUUUGUUUCAUGGAGUAAUUUAUUAUGUAUUUAUAUAAAGAUAUAUGUAUAUUUGUUAUUAAAGGCAUUUUUUAUAUUCAGAAAACUUUUAAAAAGAUUUUGUAAAUAAUAUAGAUUAUUAUUUUAAAUGAAGAGAUUUUAUUUAUCUGUCCGUAACUGUAAAAUUUAUCCAUUUGGAAUCAUUACAGAAAUAUAUUCACGAUAUUAUGCUGAUUGACCAGCAGACAAUCAUACAAAUAGAGAUCAUUCAUGAUAUGAUGUAUAUUUUAUUUAUGCAUUGUUAAAAGUUGAGUCUGUUAUAUUUAUAUAAAUCUAUUGUAAAAUUCUGUUUUAAAUGUUAAAAUUUACAUACCAGGCUGUCUAGAAAAUAAGGUAACAAGAUCAUUCUUUUUUGUGAUAAAAUUACAUUCAAAACAUAACCGAAUCAGCAUCUAAUUAUUAAUAAAAUAUGUCAAUGACUGAUGCAAUCUAUGUAUUAUGCAUUGGAUGGUAUAUUGAAGAGAUGAGAGAGUAUUUCCUUAUUUAGAAAACAGUUAUGAUGAUAAUGGCUCCAGGCUAUGCAUUUUGACUAUGGCAUUCAUUGUCUGUGAUGCAAAAAUCAUAAAAGUUCUCACAGGCUAAUUUUGAAUAUCAACAAUAGAUUUUCAAUUACCAAAAACAUUUCUCAAGAUCGCAUUGCAUUUAAAAGUUUUGCUUAAUUGUCUACACGAACAAAUUUUGGUAGAUUGUCAUAAUAAUCACACUUUUAAAAAUAUUCUCGUACACUAAAAUUUCAAAUUCCUAACACAAUUUUUCAAAUUAUAUUGCUGUAGAUACACACGAUCAAUAUACUCGUAAUAGCAUUGACUAUAAUAACCUUGAAGAUGAGAACCAUUAUCAAAGUAAUAUAAAUAAUAUUUUGCACAAUGCAAUUUUUAUUAUUGAUUUCCUAUAAGCACAGGCACAAGCUAUUUUCUAGAUUUUGUAAUGCUACAGAUAAUUUCACAAUUAGUUUUUAUGAUAUCUUGGUACCAAUUUUCUAGAUAGCUCUUACAUUUACAAAUUUUGAUGUCUUUCUAAUAAAUGUGGAUUGUUCAAUUUA